CCCGUCCCCUGUCCACCCUCCCCUCCACAUUCCCGCCGCCUCCUCCUCCCGCAAAACCCUAGCCAGCCGCCCCGCCGCCGCCGCCGCCUCGGCCCGCGCCCGAUCCGAUGGCGUCCGCCGAAGACCAGGCCGCGGCCGCGGCGCUGCUGGGCGGCGACCCGGCGGCGUUCGACGCGCUGCUCUCCACGCUCAUGUCGGCCUCCAACGCCGACCGCGCCGCCGCCGAGGCCGCCUUCCACCGCCUCCGCGGCUCCCACCCGGAGCCCCUCGCGCUGCGCCUCGCCUCCUCGCUCGCAGCGCCGGCCACCCCCGCCGAGCUCCGCGCCAUGGCCGCCGUCCUGCUCCGCAAGCUCCUCUCCCCGACGGCCUCCUCCGACUCCUCCUCCGCCGCGCCGCCCCCGCUCUGGCCCCUCCUCUCCCCCGACGGCCAGGCCGCGCUCAAGGCCCACCUCCUCGCCGCGCUCCAGUCCGACCCCCCCAAGCCCAUCGCCAAGAAGGUCUGCGACGCCAUAUCCGAGCUCGCCACGCUCCUCCUCCCGGAGAACACAUGGGCCGAGCUGCUGCCGUUCCUCUUCCGCGCGGCCUCCACCCCCGAGGCGCCCAACCUGCAGGAGUCGGCGCUGCUCAUCUUCGCGCGCCUCGCGGAUUACAUCGCCGAAUCUCUUCUCGACCAUUUGAUGACCAUCCACAACCUUCUAGCAUCUGCCCUGGCGCACCCGACGUCGCCUGAUGUUCGCAUCGCCGCGCUGAGCGCCGCCGUUAAUCUCGUUCAGUGCCUGCCCACUAACGCGGACAGAGAUAAGAUGCAGGACUUGCUGCCUGCGAUGAUGAGGGCGCUCACCGAUUGCCUGAAUUCGUCCCAGGAGGCAUCUGCACAGGAGGCACUGGAGCUGCUUGUGGAGCUGGCUGGUGCAGAGCCAAGGUUCCUCCGGCGACAGAUUGCCGAUGUGGCAGGAGCGAUGCUGCAAAUAGCUGAAGCUGCACAGUUGGAGGAUGGAACUAGGCACCUGGCUGUCGAGUUUGUGAUUACUCUUGCUGAGGCCAGGGAGCGUGCACCAGGAAUGAUGCGCCGGCUCCCACAGUUUGUUGGCAGGCUCUUCCAAGUACUUAUGCAGAUGUUGCUUGAUGUAGAGGACGACCCUGCCUGGCACACCGCCGAAACUGAGGAUGAAGAUGCAGGUGAAGGGAACAACUAUGGAGUGGCGCAGGAGUGCCUUGACCGUCUUGCCAUUGCCAUUGGUGGGAAUGCAGUUGUGCCGAUUGCAUCUGAGCUGCUUCCACAGUAUCUUUCUGCUCCAGAGUGGCAGAAGCACCAUGCUGCGCUCAUCACGCUUGCACAGAUUGCAGAAGGAUGUGCAAAGGUUAUGCUUAAAAACUUGGAGCAGGUGGUUUCGAUGAUACUGAAUGGAUUCCAACACCCUCAUCCUCGUGUGCGGUGGGCUGCAAUCAAUGCCAUUGGUCAGCUGUCUACAGAUUUGGGCCCAGACUUGCAGGUUCAGUACCACCAGAAGGUGCUGCCUGCAUUGGCUAACGCCAUGGACGAUUUUCAGAAUCCACGGGUGCAGGCACAUGCUGCAUCUGCAAUCUUGAAUUUCAGUGAGAAUUGCACGCCCGAAAUUCUGACACCUUACCUGGAUGGAAUUGUGAGCAAAUUACUUGUUCUUCUUCAGAAUGGUAAGCAAAUGGUGCAGGAGGGAGCAUUGACAGCUUUAGCAUCAGUAGCUGAUUCAUCACAGGACCACUUCAAGAAAUACUAUGAUGCUGUUAUGCCGUACCUGAAAGCUAUUUUAAUGAAUGCAACUGACAAGUCUAACAGGAUGCUCCGUGCCAAGUCCAUGGAGUGUAUAAGUCUUGUCGGAAUGGCUGUAGGCAAGGAUAAAUUUAGGGAUGAUGCCAAGCAGGUCAUGGAAGUGCUUAUGGCUUUGCAAGGAACUCCAAUGGAAACAGAUGAUCCGAUAACCAGCUACAUGUUGCAGGCUUGGGCCAGGCUAUGCAAAUGUCUUGGACAGGAUUUUCUUCCAUACAUGCAUGUUGUUAUGCCACCACUGCUUCAGUCUGCUCAGCUGAAGCCUGAUGUCACAAUUACUUCAGCUGAAUCAGAUGAUGAAAUAGAAUCAGAUGAUGAUAGCAUUGAAACAAUCACACUUGGUGACAAAAGAAUUGGAAUUCGAACUAGUGUGCUGGAAGAGAAAGCAACAGCUUGCAACAUGCUGUGUUGCUAUGCUGAUGAGCUCAAGGAGGGUUUCUUCCCAUGGAUUGAUCAGGUUGCUCCUACAUUGGUCCCUCUGCUUAAGUUUUACUUCCAUGAGGAAGUGAGAAGAGCUGCUGUUGCAGCUAUGCCUGAACUGUUACGUUCGGCAAAAUUGGCUGUUGAGAAGGGGCAGGCUCCAGGACGCGAUGAGUCUUACGUUAAACAAUUGUCUGAUUUCAUAAUUCCAGCUCUGGUUGAAGCGCUGCACAAGGAGCCGGAAACCGAAAUGUGCUCAUCCAUGCUGGAUUCCUUAAAUGAGUGUAUGCAGCUUUCUGGAUGUCUUCUUGAUGAGAAUCAAGUAAGAGCUAUUUCGGAUGAGAUUAAGAAUGUUAUUAUAGCCAGUGCAACCAGGAAAAGAGACAGAUCAGAGAGAACAAAAGCAGAAGAUUUUGAUGCUGAUGAAGGAGAACUACUCAAAGAAGAAAAUGAGCAGGAGGAGGAAGUGUUUGAUCAGGUCGGCGAGUGCCUGGGAACUUUGAUUAAAACCUUUAAAGCUUCUUUCUUGCCGUUCUUUGAUGAGCUAUCUGUGUACGUUACACCAAUGUUGGGAAAGGACAAGACAGCUGAGGAGAGAAGGAUAGCUAUCUGCAUUUUUGACGACAUUGCGGAGCAAUGUCGUGAGUCGGCUCUGAAGUAUUAUGAUACCUAUGUUCCUUUUCUGUUGGAGGCAUCUAACGAUGAUAACUCAGAUGUUCGGCAGGCUGCUGUUUAUGGCCUGGGCGUAUGUGCUGAGUUUGGUGGCCAUACUUUCCGUCCUUUAGUUGGAGAGGCCCUGUCAAAGCUGAACAAUGUUAUCAGACAUCCAGAAGCACAACAUGCAGAUAAUAUUAUGGCAUAUGAUAAUGCUGUUUCAGCACUUGGAAAAAUAUGUCAAUUUCACCGCGAUGGGAUUGAUGCGGCUCAGGUCAUUCCAGCAUGGCUUGGUUGCUUGCCUAUAAAAGAUGACAAGAUUGAAGCAAAAGUUGUACAUGAUCAGCUUUGUUCAAUGGUGGAGAGAUCGGACGCACAGGUUCUUGGACCUCAUAGUCAGUAUCUUCCUAAAAUAGUUUCUAUUUUUGCUGAGGUUCUGUGCAAUGGAAAGGAGCUUGCAACAGAUGAAACAACCACCCGGAUGAUCAGUGUUCUGAAGCGAUUUCAGCAGACAUUGCCACCUGAUUUUCUUGCCUCAACAUUUUCCACCUUGCAACCACAGCAGCAGCUUAUGCUACAGUCCAUCCUAUCCACAUAGUUCUACUCUUCUGUUCUGUGGCUGCAAGGUUGAGGCUUGCUUUUCUUUCCAUAAUUCGUCAUUGGUACUGUCAACCAAUUUUUUGUGUUGAAUCUUUUUCUGGGGGAGUUCAUUUGUGCAUGCAUUUGUCGCUUCAAGGGAUUGGUGGUCGCCAUUCCAUAUGGUCUUGAUGUAGAGUGUAUAUUAUCUUGUAUUCAAAUAUGAUUUUGGGGCGUGCUGCGUCAAAGAUGUAACGGAAAUGGCGAAGAUUGUUGUCUGUUGGGUUGAACAAUGGUGCAUCAGUUUUGGUAAUGAGAUUGAUAUGGAUUUGUGUGA
Triticum aestivum (bread wheat) is the source of this 3794-nucleotide messenger RNA. Its product is annotated as importin-5. The record is from RefSeq and is a predicted model, not a curated record. Gene Ontology annotation, biological process: protein import into nucleus. The transcript is spliced from 20 exons. Gene Ontology annotation, molecular function: small GTPase binding. The coding region runs from base 108 to 3479 and encodes 1123 amino acids. NCBI's taxonomy places the organism in Eukaryota, Viridiplantae, Streptophyta, Magnoliopsida, Poales, Poaceae.